ACAAAUGCUUUUGGUUUUUUCGUAAAUUCGUAUUUCCUUUCUCAUCUCCUCAAGGCCAAACGCCAGUAAAGAGUCAAGGCCCAGGUCGGUCCCCGCCUUUUAAUGGCGGAAUUAGGGUUUCUCUCUUAAAUACUCCAAUCCCCUCUAUUUCUCUCUCGUUUUCUCUCAAAUCUCAAAAAAAUCAUAGCAGAAUUCCACGAAUUUCCCCUCCAAUCACAGAAAAAACCUCAGAAUUCUCUUCAUUUUGCCCUCUGACACCAUCUUAUCUCUGCAAAAAGGAAAAAAGGAGGAGGAGAAGAACGGUUCCGCACUUCCUCGCCAUGGAUAGUAGGGUUUUUCUCUGUGACCCUAUAACGCCUCCGUUCCCACCGUGAUCGAAUUCGAAAGCUCCAAACACUCGUUUAAAGAAAAAGGCUUCACAAAAUGGCUUCUUCUCAGCAUGUUGAAAUGGAGGCAGCUAAGUUUUUGCACAAGCUUAUCCAAGAUUCGAAGGAUGAGCCUGCCAAACUAGCGACAAAACUUUAUGUGAUACUGCAACACAUGAAAUUAAGUGGGAAAGAGCAAUCCUUGCCAUAUCAAGUAAUAUCCAGGGCCAUGGAAACUGUUAUCAGCCAGCACGGUCUUGAUAUUGAUGUUUUGAAGUCAUCUCGGCUUCCAUUAACUGGUGGAACUCAGAUAGGGGAUCCUGGGCUUGUAAGAUCAAAGGACAAGGAUGCAUCUGACAGUUCAGCACCAAUAGGUGGCUUGGACAUGCCUGUUAAAGGUGGCUCAGCUAAUGCAUCACAUGCUGCGUCAAGUAGUAAGACAAAGGAAGAUGAUCGUGGCAGUGCUAUUGAGAAUGAGAUGGCCAAGCAUGAGGCAAUUAUUUCAAAUAGGCCACCUGUUGGUCCUAGCAGGCUAGAAAGUACAGGACAUGAUGGUCAUCAGGGACCUAUAUCUCAAAGAAGUGCCAAGUCAUUUGAACACGAAAGUCCCACCAGUCUAGGAAUGGAGGACUCCAGAUCUGCAACGUCACGGGAAAGAAAUGAUACUGCCAAACUUGAUAAGAAGGUAAACCAAAGGGAGAAUAAAAAAGCGGGUAGCAAGAGAAAGAAGACAGAUUCAGCACAAGCUGUGGAGGUACAACCUGACAACCCUCAGCAGUUUGAUACGCCUGGUACUGGAUUUAAUCCAAAGAAGGGGAAAAUGACGACGAGAGGUGAUGUUCAAGGGCCAUCUCCCGGAAUUACUAAUGAAGCUGUUACUUCUCUACAUGAGUUGGAAAAUAACUCAUCUACAAAUACUGCAGGCAUUGUUGGCAAGGUAAAUGAAGGAUCUUCUGGUGCUUUCAGCUCAUAUCCUGAGGCUCGGAAGACUUCAUCUUCUCCUGGGGCAGAGGCUCCGGCAUCCAUGCCUACUGGAGUAGUCUUAGCAAACAUGCAUAAGAUGGUUCAGGGCGGUGAAACACUGGGACCACUAAGCAAGGAGAAUGCUUUAGGGAAAAAUGAGAUGGCUGAUCAUAGGGAUCAAGAUUCCGUUUCUCAACCUAAGCUGGAGGCCCCCCAAAAAGGCACAUGCAUUGGCUCGAGUGGUAAUAUGGAAAUGAGUACACAAAGAAAUACAAAGCCUAUCGAUAUGGGAAGAAUUCCUGGGUCUCAGGCUUCUGCCUCUUUGUCCGUGCCCUUUAAGGAACACCAACUGAAACAGCUCAGAGCCCAGUGUCUUGUCUUUCUAGCUUUCAGAAACAAUUUGGUGCCUAGGAAGCUUCAUCUUGACAUUGCACUUGGUGAAAGUUACCCAAAAGAAGGGGGCAAUGCAGAUGGAGCUCACAAAGAAGUAUCUUUAAAGGAGCCUGUUAACAGCCAUGGAAUCACGGCUCUGUCUGUAAAGCCAAGUGUAAACAGUGGAACUGGAAAGGAGAUGUUACUCACCAGAAACCUGCCAUUUUCUUCCUCUACUGGAAGUCCAGUGGAGAUGGGUGCCUCAUCAAAAGGCACAGAGGUCACAAAGAAGACGACAAAGAAUAAAAAAGGUCCAGCCUCAGAUCAAUCUUUCAUGAUUGAAGAAAGGAAAUGUCUACAGGAGGCUGACAUGAGGACUCAAGAAACUGCAGAUUCACUGACAGUGAUGGCUAGGCCUUUGGAAUCUGACUCUUUGAUGAAUGGUGGGAAGAACGGCCCUGAGCAUGGCCAUUGGCAAGUUGGCCAAGCAAAUCAUGCCUUCUCCUCUGUUCUUCGCUCAAGCAAGCAGCUAGAGCCUCAUAUGACUAGGUUGAUGGGAAUCAGCACUCUUAAUGAUGCUUCUAGGGAAAUGCAGACACCCACUUCAGUUGAGAGUGGACAUUUACAAGAGAAAAUAGAUAAUCCUUUUAACCAGUCUCAAGUUCUUAAGCACAAUGAUAGAGUUAGCAUAUUUCACAAAGCAGAUGUUCCCAUUUUCCGAACAAAUGCUCCUGUAGAUAAGUUCCCAUCUGCGUCAUUGGUAAAGGAGCAAACUAUGUCCAAUAUGGGCAAAAAAGAUAUUGAACAUGAUUACUUCAGGCAUAUGGUGAAGCCUCCAGUGGAUAUCAACAUGUACUCCAGACAUGUGGGUCACAUGGAGAAACUUCCAACUACUUCAGCACCAGUGAUCUCUAAUAGUGGGCCAGAUGAUCAGAGGCUUGCUGAUAUUCGAAGACAAUUUACUUCUGAUGGCUUCAAGGCUGUUGCCUUCCCUGGUACUGUGAUAUAUGGGAAUUCAGUUACCCAACUAGACAAAUCUGCGGAACAAGAAGAGGAAGACAUAUUACUUUCCAGUGAUGUGCCGGGUUCUUCUCUAAAGUACACCACCACAGAAAAGUGGAUUGUGGACCAACAAAAACGGAAACUUCUCGAACAAAAAAGCUGGGCAGUAAAACAGAGGAAGACAGAUGAAAGAAUUGCAGCACGUUUUGAUAAGUUAAAGGAAAAUGUAAGUUCGUGUGAAGAUAUUUCAAUUAGAACAAGAAGUGUCAUUGAGCUGAAAAAGCUUCAAUUGCUUCGGGUUCAACGCCGUUUACGAAGUGAUUUUCUGCAUGAUUUCUUCAAACCCAUCACACCUGACAUGGAGCGUUUGAAAUCAAUCAAGAAACAUAGACAUGGAAGGCGGAUGAAACAGCUUGAAAGACUUGAACAGAAAAUGAAGGAAGAGCGCCAGAAGCGGAUUCGUGAGAGGCAGAAGGAGUUCUUCAGUGAAAUAGAAGCUCACAAGGAAAGGCUGGAGGACUGCUUCAAGGUUAAGAGAGAACGCUGGAAGGGUUUCAAUAGAUAUGUAAAGGAGUUCCAUAAAAGGAAAGAAAAGACACAGAGAGAGAAGGCCGACAGAAUCCAGCGUGAGAAGAUUAACCUAUUAAAGAUCAAUGAUGUGGAGGGAUACCUUCGGAUGGUUCAGGAUGCAAAAUCAGAUCGUGUAAAGCAGCUCCUCAAGGAGACCGAAAAAUAUCUUCAGAAGCUGGGUUCAAAGCUACAGGAGGCAAAGGUCAUGGCGAGGCAGUUUGAGAUGGAAAUGGAUGAUAACCGAGCUACCAAUUUUCUUGAGAACAGUGAGAUCAUUGCGGAUAAUGAAGAUGAUGGUGACCAAGCACAGCAUUACUUGGAAAGCAAUGAGAAGUACUAUCUAAUGGCUCAUAGUGUAAAAGAGAGCAUAAGUGAGCAGCCAGCUUCUCUUGAGGGUGGAAAAUUAAGGGAGUACCAAAUGAAUGGUCUGCGAUGGUUGGUUUCGUUAUACAAUAAUCACUUGAAUGGGAUUCUGGCAGACGAAAUGGGCCUUGGUAAAACUGUUCAGGUUAUUUCUCUAAUGUGUUACCUAAUGGAAUCAAAAAAUGAUAAAGGACCAUUUUUGGUGGUAGUGCCAUCAUCUGUUCUAGCGGGGUGGGAAUCUGAAAUCAGCUUUUGGGCCCCGAGCAUGAUCAAAAUUGUAUAUUUUGGUCCUCCCGAAGAGAGGCGUCGGCUAUAUAGAGAAAAGAUCGUUCAUCAGAAAUUCAACGUCCUUCUGACAACAUAUGAAUACUUAAUGAACAAAAAUGAUAGACCAAGACUAAGCAAGAUUCAUUGGCAUUAUAUUAUAAUUGAUGAAGGCCAUCGAAUAAAGAACGCAUCUUGCAAGUUGAAUUCAGAUUUAAAGCAUUAUCAGAGCUCUCAUCGUUUGCUGCUGACUGGAACACCUCUACAGAACAAUAUUGAGGAACUGUGGGCGCUACUUAACUUCUUAUUGCCGAACAUAUUCAAUUCGUCGGAAGAUUUCUCUCAGUGGUUCAGCAAACCUUUUGAGAAUGGUGGUGAUAAUUCACCAGAUGAGGCUUUACUAUCUGAGGAGGAGAAUCUUUUGAUUAUAAACCGUCUUCACCAAGUCCUUCGACCUUUUGUACUUCGGAGGCUGAAACAGAAGGUUGCAAAUGAGUUGCCUGAGAAGAUCGAGAGGCUUGUAAGAUGUGAGGCUUCUGCCUAUCAAAAGCUUUUGAUGAAGAGAGUAGAGGAUAAUCUUGGUUUCAUUGGAAUUUCAAAGGGACGCUCGAUACACAAUUCUGUGAUGGAGUUGCGCAACAUAUGCAAUCACCCAUAUCUUAGUCAAAUGCAUACUGAGGAGGUUCAUAGCUUGAUACCUAAACAUUAUCUGCCACCGAUUGUGAGACUUUGUGGAAAGCUAGAAAUGUUAGACCGUUUACUACCCAAGCUAAAGGCAACUGACCAUCGGGUUCUCCUCUUCUCUACAAUGACUAGACUGCUUGAUAUUAUGGAGGAGUAUCUCUCCUGGAAAGGUUACAAGUACCUUCGCUUGGAUGGACAUACUUCAGGUAGUGAACGUGGGGCUCUUAUAGAGGAAUUCAACAGGCCAGAUUCUCCUACUUUUAUUUUUCUGCUCAGUAUUCGGGCUGGAGGCGUUGGGGUGAAUCUCCAAGCUGCUGACACAGUCAUCAUAUUUGAUACUGAUUGGAAUCCUCAGGUUGACCUACAGGCACAAGCAAGGGCCCAUAGGCUUGGCCAGAAGAGGGACGUACUUGUUCUGCGUUUAGAGACGAUUAACACUGUGGAGGAACAAGUUAGAGCUGCAGCGGAGUACAAACUGGGAGUAGCUAAUCAGAGCAUUACUGCUGGCUUUUUUGACAAUAAUACCAGUGCUGAGGAUCGAAGGGAGUAUCUGGAGUCCCUCCUUAGGGAGUGUAAGAAAGAAGAAGCUGCUCUAGUUUUAAACGAUGAUGCUCUCAAUGAUCUCAUAGCCCGCAGUGAAUCAGAGAUUGAGAUAUUUGAAUCAGUGGACAAACAAAGGCGUGAAGUAGAGAUGGCAGCAUGGCAGGGGCAACAAGAAAGAAGCAAGGAUGAUCCACUACUUAUUCCUCCUCGUCUUAUAACAGAUGAAGACUUGAAUGCAUUCUAUAAAGCUUUGGAGGCAUAUGAAGCAUCACAGGUCAUGGUAAAGCGGAAAACUGCGGAGCUUGAUUCCCAACUAUAUGGAAGGGGUAAACGGGCAAGAGAGGUACGCUCAUAUGAAGAUCAAUGGACAGAAGAAGAGUUUGAAAAGCUUUGUCAGGUGGAUUCCCCUGAACACCCUGAACCAAAGGAAAUACCAGAAGAAGCAGCAAACAUUCCAUCUGCAUCAAAUGAUGCAGGUGGGUCUAAGUUGGAGAAUAUUAAGUUGGAGAAUGCAGAAGCCCCACUGCAAUCAUCCAAAGAGCCACUGCCAUCCAAAGAGCUGAUGCCAUCCAAAGAACCACUUCUCCCAUGUAUUGAGGCACCACCUCCAUCUAAAGAGCCACCUCUGCCAUCAAAGGAGAUGCCAGCACCACCAUCCAAGGAGCCGCUGCCUCUGCCAUCCAAAGAGCCGCUGCCUCUGCCAUCCAAAGAGGCAGCUGCCUCUGAGCAGCUACCACCAUCUAAAGGCCCACCACUGCCAUCCAAAGAGCCAUCAUCAACGUACAACGAGUCACCACCUCCAGCAAGACGAGGGCGGGGUAGGCCAAAAAGAGCAACAACGGAUGGCUCAUCAUCUCCAAGGAUUCUUCCUAUGCCAUCUGAAACUGUCAGCCAACUGGAAAUGGGACCUCAAAGAGAAAUUCUCCCUGGUUCUGUCACUGAUUUUUCCCUGCAAAUGAAGGGUGGAAACACACAGCAUGAGUUAAAUGUUGGAACUACUCCCGGUUCGCUAACCUCUCCUGGUCAUGCCAUACCAUCUCAAGUCAAAGCCCAAGGCCGAAAGACUCAAAGUGGAUCCGCCAAACCUAGAGGACGGGCAAAGAAACAGAUUCCUGUUUCACCCACUAUUGCUCCUGAAGUCAGCCCAAUUUCAAGGUUGCCAAAGGAAAUAAGUUUGGAAACAGAUGCAUCUCUUGGGUCAGCUUCUGCCCAGGACAGGAAAAGGUUACUUUCAGGAACUUCAAAUGCACCUGCUGUUAGUUUUGAGGUUAGCCCUAUUUCUGGGCUGCAAAAACCGGCUGAUGUGGUUUCCCUUGCUCAAGAGAAACAUACAAGUCUAGCACUUGCACCCAUAAAAAGGGAAACUGAAAUGGCGUUUCCAGUUUCUGUGGUGAAAGCUGCUGCUACUUUUGUAACCAAACCUGAACCAAGCACAGACCAUAUAUCCUUGAUGGCAUCAAAGGAACAUGAUAGUGUGAAGACCAGUGCGAUGCAAGCUGGAUUGGAGCAAAAUCUUAGCCAAUCUCUGACCGUUGUUCCAGAGAAACAUAAGAGUACAUUACCUGUUCUGGAGAAAAAAGAAAAAGCAAGGGCAUCUCCAGUUUCUAAUGUGAAAGCUGCUGCUUUUGGAACCAAAUCAACACCAAGCGCAGUUCAUACAUCCUUGGUGGAAUCAAAGAAGCAUGAUAAUGCCAAGACCAGUUUGGCACCAGCAAGACAGGAGCAAAAGGUCAGUAGCCAAUCUUCAACUGCUUCUCAAGAGAAACAUAAAAGCAUAUUACCUACAUUGGACAGAAGGAAAAAUGAAAGGGUUAGUCCAGUUUCUGAGGUGAAAACUGCUGCUUUUGAAACCAAAUCAGCAUCAAUCGUGGAAAGUACAUCUUCAGUAGAGUCAAAGAAGCAUGUCCGUGCAAAGAAUGCUGUGGCGCGAGCUGGGAAGGAGCAGACGGUUGGUCGAUCUGCAACUGUUGCUCAGGAGAAAGAAAAGACUACAUUUUCUGUUCCGGGGAAGAAGGAAAGUGAAAGGAUAGAUCAAGCUUCCGAGGGUAGAGCUUCUGCCUUUGAAACCAAACCAGCACUGAGCACGGAUCAUGCAUCCUUGGUAGAAUCAAAGAAGCAUGAUAGUCCGAAGGUCAGUGUGAUGCAAACUGGACCAGAGCAAAAGGUCAAUAGCCAGUCUCCAACUGUUGCAUCUACAUUAGCACAUGAUCUGAUGGAGAGGCAAGACCUUCAGAUGGUGUCCUCUGAAAUGACUUCUGACCAGAAGUGGAAAGUAACUGAAAAAUCAGAAUCUUCUGUUCCAAGCAGCCAGAAAGCAGCUACUUCUGGUCCCUCUAAAGCAGUCCCUCCAAGCAGUUUCAGGGAUACUAUGGCUCAUAAGGAGCUCCACAUGGCCAAAACUGUUGAAGUUGUGGACAAUGUGCAUCCCAACAGUGCACUUGAUAUGAGCUCCCAAGCUGUGAAGAAUGAAGCAUUAUCUGUUGCAGCACCUGUACACCAAAAGCAACCACCCAUGGAAAAGAAUAAGAGAAAGUUAUCUGCCAGAGCUAAACCAGGAACUGAGGGGAAAGCUUCACUUUCCACUACUGUGCAUGCUACAGUUGAGGCGAAAAAUGCAUGUAUUUCUGAGUCAGCACCACUAACAGGCCUUGCUUACCUGUUGGGGUCGAAGGAGCCUAAUAGCAAUGAUAACACCACAAAGGUCAUCACCAUGGGAGAUGGACAGGGGAAUGGUACUAAGCAACCAGUGACUGGUAAGUUGGGGGGGACAAGCCUUGAGAUUCAGCCCUCUGUUACAGUAUCUAUGCUGAAGCCAAACCCUACUCCAAACUUGGAACAUCCUGUCCAAAUUGCCCGGAAAUCAGAUGUGUCAACAAUGGGAAAGAAGGCUCCCAGUUUAGGGGUCAAGAGUUCUUCCCACAUGGAAGCAAAUGAAGUCAAAUGUGAUGAACAUGCUAAACUUGGUAGCAAAGUUCAGGUCAUCAAAGCACAAGACACUUACUCCAAUGAUGCUACAAAGGACAAAGACGAUGCAGCUGCAGUUGGCUUAUCUCAAACCUCCAUUGGUGUAUCAUCCAUGGGGCAACCUCAAGUGGAUGGUAGAGAUGUUGUUUCUUUGACAAAGGCACCAUCUUUGGAAUCACAGCCAUCUGAAACUACAAACGCAGAGACUUUAAGCAAUAAGUCUUUUGGAGGGAAUAAAGAUGGCGCUGUCCAUGCUGCCUCUGGAAAGAGUAAAACCUUUUCUGAAGGAGUGCGUCAGUCACCACGGCGCCGAACUCGGGCAUCUUCGACAACGGUGUCCUCAAACACCUACCCACCAAUUGAGAAACGGGUAACCCGGUCUGCAGGGAGAAGCACUAGAACACUGUCCAAAGUAAAUGAAUCUCAAGAAGAUAGAAGUACUGCAUCCAAGGAACCCAAUACAGAGUCUAAAGAAGCUUCAUUAGUGAGAAGUGUUGGGAUAGUAAACCCUGCGACAGUGGUUCCUGUGCCUCUUACAUUCCCUACUGUAGUGAAGGAGCAACUUAUGGUUAGUGAAGCCAACCCCAACCCCAUUUGCAGUGCUGCUGAAAAUUCAGGAGAAUCAAGGCAAAUGAGCCAGGAGAAUUUGCUUAUGGAGGGCUGCAGGGAGGUUACCUGUUGUGAUCCUAUUGUUCCACAAGAUUGUGAUGCUUCCCAUGGGGAACCUGUCUCUUCCAAAGGGUCAGAAGCUCUAACAGCAAAUGAUUGUUGCACAGGUGCUGCUAAGAGCUCAACAGAUUCAAGACAGGAAAAUUGCAAGGUUGAGGGCGUAUCUAAUAAGGAUUCUAAGGUUGGAUCCAGGGAAAAAGAAGCGUCAACAGGAAAUGAAGAUUCGUCUUCCUCUCUCCCCCCGAGAAAGGAAGACGAGAGGAUUGAUGGCACAUCCAAGAGUGAUUUAAUGGGGAGUGCAGACUCUGAUGUACCAUUGGAAAUACCACGUGCCAGAGUUGAAACAAAAACAGCAGGAAAUGCAGAUUCAUCUCUCUCUCCCUGCUUGAGAGGAGAAGAUGAGAAUGUUGAUGGCCCAUCAGGGCAUGAUUCUAGGGUGUUCAUUAACUCUGGAAUUCCCGUGGCCACACCACAGGUGGGAGUGGAAGAAAAAGAGUUAUCAAGUGGAGAAGAAAAGUCAUCUUUGUCUCCUCUGAAAUUGGAUGGCGAGAACGUUGAUGGUACAUCCAAGAAGGAUUCCAUGACAAGCACGGGCCCUGAUGAUCCCAUGGACAUUUGUAGUGUUGGAGCUGAAAAAAAGGAAUCAGUUGCAGUAAAUGCAGAUUUGUCUUUCUCUCCUGACUUGACAGAAGAAGACGAGAAGUUCGACGGUCCAUCUGGGAAGGAUUCUACAGUUGUCAUCAACUCUGAUGAUCUGGUGGACGUUCCUCAGGUUGGAACAGAAGAAAGAAAAGCAUCAACAGGAGACUUGAAUCCAUCUUCAUCUUCCUCUUUGAGAGUGGAAGUUGAGAAGGUUGAUUACCCAGCUGAGAAGGGUUCUAUGGAGAUAGUUAACUCUGAUGUUCCAAUAGGCACAAUGCAAGUUGUAACUGAAGAAAAAGAGGCAUUGGCACAGGUUGGAACUGAAGAAAAAGAAGCAUUGGCAGCAGAUGCAGAUCCAUCGUUGUUUCCAUCUUUGAAAGCAGAAGAGAAGAAGGUCGAAUGCCCUUCUGUAAAUGAUUCUGCUGUGAUGAUUAACUUUGAUGAUCCAAUGGGCACACCACAGCCACGGGUCGGACCUGAAGUAAAAGAAGCAUCUGCAGGAAUUGCAGAUUCAUCUGUGUCUCGCACUUCAAGAGCUGAAGGUCAGAAGGUUGGCUGCCCAUCUUGCAAGGAUUCUACAGGGAUCGUUAACUCUGAUGAUCCUACGGACAGACAAGGGGUUGGAGCAGAAGAAGAAAAAGAAGCAUUAGCUGGAAAUGCAUAUUCAUCUCCAUCUCCUUCUUUGAAAGCGGAAGGUGAGAAGGUCGAUUGCCCAUCUGAGAAGGAUCAAGUGGGCAUUGCUCAGUUUGGAACUGGACAAAAAGGAGCAUCAACAGGAAAUGCAAAUCAAUCUUCUUCUUCCACCAUAAGGGCAGAUGGUUUCAAGGACGAUGACUCAUCUGUGAAGGAUUCUGGUGAUUCGAUUGACAUACCACGCACUGGAGCAGAAGAAAAAGAAUCAUUGAAAGGAAAUGCAGAUCUGCUUAUGUCCUCAGCCUUGGGAGAGGAAGAUGUGACGGUUGAUGGCCCAUAUGAGAAGGAAUCUAUGGUGAAUACCAAGAGCGGCGAUCUGAUGGACGUUCCUGAAUUUAACUCUGAUGAAAAAGAACCAUCGACAGAAAACGCAGUUUCAUUUUUAUCUCCAUCAACAGAGGAAGUUGCCAAGCUCGAUGAUUCGCCUCGGAAGGAUUCUAAGGUUGGAUCUCAAGAAAAGGGAGCUUCAAAAGGAAAUGCAGAUUCAUCUUUGGCUCCCUGCUUGAGAGCGGAAGGUGUGGACAUUGAUGACACAUCCAGUAAGGAUUCAGUGGAAAAUAUGGGCUCUGAGGAUCCCAUGGACAUACAUUGGUUCGGAGCUGAAGAAAAAGAAACAUUGAAGGGAAUUGCAGACCGGUCUGUUUCUCCCUCACAAGAGGAAGAUGAGAAGGUUAAUGGGGACACAUUUGAGAAGGAUUCGAAGGUUGGAUCUGCAGAAAAUGAAGCAUCCAAAGGAAAUGUGGAUUUGUCUUUGGCUCCCUGCUUUAAAGCAGAAGAUGUGGACAUUCAUGGCACACCCAAGAAGGAUUCAGUGGCAAAUGCAGGCUCUGAGGAUCCCAUGGACAUAUUCAGAGCUGAGGAAAACAAAGCAUCAACAGGAACUGCAGGCCCCAAUUUUUCUCCCUCACAAGAUGAAGAUGAGAAGGUUAGUGGGGAGACAUCCAAGGUUGGAUCUGAAGAAAAGGAAGCAUCUAAAGGGAUUGCAGAUUUGUCUUUGAUUCCCUGCUUGAAAGCAGAUGUGGACGUUGAUGGCACAUCCAAGAAGGAUUCAGUGGAAAAUACAGGUUCGGAGGAUCCCAUGGACAUGCAAUUGUUUGGAGUUGAGGAUAAAGAAGCAUCGAUGGGAACUGCAGAGCCAUCUUCAUCUCCCCUGCAGGGGGAAGAUGAGGAGGUUAAUGGCGUCAUAUCUGAGAAUGAUUCUAAGGUGAUUACCAAUCCUGAUGAUCUGAUGGGCAUACCACAGGGUGGGGUCAAAGAAAAGGAAGCUCCAGAAAGAAUUCUGGAUUCGUCUUCUACUCCAUCUUUGAGAGUAGAAGACGAGAGAGCGAAAAAUGCAUCCAAGAAGGAUUCUGAGGUGUGUACAGCUUCUGAUGAUCCAAUGGACAUUCCUUUCAUUCGUGAUGAAGCAAAAGAGACAUUGGCAGGAAAUUCAAACCCAUCUUCAUCUCAUGCAAGAGUGGAAAAUUGCAAGGGUGAGGGUGUAUCUGAUAAGGAUUCUAAGGUUGGAUCCAGGGAAAAAGAAGUGUCAACAGGAAAUGAAGAUUUGUCUUCCUCUCUCCCCCCGAGAAAGGAAGACGAGAGGAUUGAUGGAACAUCCAAGAGCGAUUUAAUAGGGAGUACAAACUCUGAAGUACCAUUAGAAAUACCACAUGCCAGAGUUGAAACAAAAGCAGCAGGAAAUGCAGAUUCAUUUCUCUCUCCCUGUUUGAGAGUAGAAGAUGAGAAGGUUCAUGCCCCUUAUGGGCAUGAUUCUAAGGUGUUCAUUAGCUCUGGAAUUCCUGUAGCCACACCGCAGGUUAGAGUGGAAGAAAAAGAAGCAUCAAGUGGAGAUGAAAAGUCAUCUUCGUCUCCUUUGAAAUCGGAAGGCGAGAACGUCGAUGGUAUAUCCAAGAAGGAUUCCAUGACAAGCACAGUCUCUGAUGAUCCCAUGGACAUUUGUAGCGUUGGAGCUGAAAAAAAGGAAUCAUUUGCAGGAAAUGCAAAUUUGUCUUUUUCUCCUGACUUGAUAGAAGAAGACGAGAAGUGUGAUGACCCAUCUGGGAAGGAUUCUACUGUUGUCAUCAACUCUGAUGAUCUGGUGGAUAUUCCUCAGGCUGGAACAGAAGAAAGUAAAGCAUCAACAGGAGACUUGGAUCCAUCUUCAUCUUCCUCUUUGAGAGUGGAAGAUGAGAAGGCUGAUUGCCCAGCUGAGAAUGAUUCUAUGGAGAUGGUUAACUCUGAUGUUCCAAUAGGCACACCGCAGGUUGGAACUGAAGACAAAGAGGCAUCGUCAGGAAAUGUAGAUUCAUUUUCAUCUCCCACACCGAGAGUGGAAGAUGAAAAAAUUGGUGACCCAUCUGGGAGGGAUUCUACAGUGAUCAUUAACUCAGAUGAUCCAAUGGACACACCACAGGUUGGACUCGAAGAUAAAGAAGCAUCGGCAGCAGAUGCAGAUCCAUCAUUGUUUCUGUCUUUGAAAGUGGUAGAGAAGAAGGUCGACUGCCUAUAUGUAAAUGAUUCUGCAGUGAUAAUUAACUUUGAUGAUCCAAUGGACACACCACAGCCACGGGUUGGACUGGAAGUAAAAGAAGCAUCUGCAGGAAUUGCAGAUUCAUCUCUGUCUCCCACUUCAAGAGCUGAAGGUGAGAUGGUUGGCAGCCCAUCUUGCAAUUAUUCUACAGUGAUCGUUAGCUCCGAUGAUCCAGCGGACAGACAAGGUUUUGGAGCAGAAGCAAAGGAAGUGUUAGCAGGAAAUGCAUAUUCAUCUCCAUCUCCCUCUUUGAAAGCGGAAGGGGAGAAGGUCGAUGGUUCAUCGGAGAAGGAUCAAGUGCACAUUCCUCAAUUUGGAACCGGACGAAAAGAAGCAUCAACUGGUAAUGCUAAUCAAUCUUCUUCUUCCACCGUAAGGGCAGAUGGUUUCGAGGACAAUGGCCCAUCUGUGAAGGAUUCUGGUGAUUCGAUUGUCAUACCUCGCACUGGAGCAGAAGAAAAAGAAUCAUUGAAAGGAAAUGCUAAUCUACUUUCGUCCUCGGCCUCUAGAGCAGAAGAUGAGAAGGUUGAUGGCCCAUCCGAGAAGAAAUCUACUGGGGGUAUCAAGAGCGAUGAUCUGAUGGAUGUUCCUGCCUUUGUCUCUGACGAAAAAGAACCAUCGACAGAAAAUGCAGUUUCAUCUUCAUCCCCAUCUACAGAAGAAGUUGCCAUGGUCGAUGACUCUCCUCCGAUGGAUUCCAAGGUUGGAUCUCAAGAAAUGGUAGCAUCAAAAGGAAAUGCAGGUUCGUUUUUGGCUCCCUGCUUGAAAGCAGGUGUUGUGGACAUUGAUGGCACAUCGAAUAAGGAGUCAGAGGAAACUAUGGGUUCCAAGGAUCCCAUGGACAUACAUUGGUCCGGAGCUGAAGAAAAAGAAACAUUGAAGGGAAUUGCAGACCCAUCUUUUUCUACCUCGCAAGAGGAAGAUGAGAAGGUUAAUGGUGACACAUUUGAGAAGGAUUCUAAGGUUGGAUCUAAAGAAAAGGAAGCAUCCAAAGGAAAUGUGGAUUUGUCUUUGGCUCCCUGCUUUAAAGCAGAAGACAUGGACAUUCAUGGCACACCCAAGAAGGAUUCAGUGGCAAAUACAAGCUCUGAGGAUCCCAUGGACAUAUUCGGAGCUGAGGAAAAAGAAGCAUCCACAGAAACUGCCGGCAACAAUUUUUCUCCCUCACAAGAUGAAGAUGAGAACGUUAAUGGGGACACAUCUAAGGUUGGAUCUGAAGAAAAGGAAGCAUCUAAAGGGAUUGCAGGUUUGUCUUUGGCUCCCUGCUUGAAAGCAGAAGAUGUGGACGUUGAUGGUACAUCCAACAAAGAUUCAGUGGCAAAUACAGGCACUGAGGAGCCCAUGGACAUACAAUUGUUUACAGCUGAAGAUAAAGAAGAAUUGAUGGGAAUUGGAGAGCCAUCUUCAUCUCCCCUGCAGGAGGAAGAUGAGGAUGUUAAUGGUGGCAUUUCUGAGACGAAUUCUAAGGUGAUUUCCAACCCUGAUGAUCUGAUGGGCAUACCAAGGGGUGGGGUCGAAAAAAAGGAAGCUCCAGAAGGAAUUCUGGAUUCAUCUUCUACUCCCUAUUUGAGAGUAGAAGACGAGAGAGCGAACAACGCAUCCAAGAAGGAUUCUGAGGUGUGUACAAUGGACAUUCCUUUGGUUGGUGAUGAAACAAAAGAGAGAUUGGCAGGAAAUUCAAACCCAUCUUCAUCUCAUGCAAAAGAGGAAGAUUGCAAGGUUGGGGGCAUAUCUGAUGAGGAUUCUAAGGUUGGAUCCAGGGAAAAAGAAGUGUCAACUGGAAAUGCAGAUUCGUCUUCAUCUCUUCCCCCGAGAAUGGAAGAUGAGAAGAUUGAUGGCACUCCCAGGAGUGAUUUAAUGGGGAGUACAGACUCUGAUGUACCAUUGGAAAUACCAUGUGCCAGAGUUGAAACAAAAGCAGCAGGAAAUGCCGAUUCAUCUCUCUCUUCCUGCUUGAGAGGAGUAGAUGAGAAGGUUGAUGGCCCAUCUGGGCAUGAUUCUAAGGUGUUCAUUAACUCUGGAAUUCCUGUGGCCACACCACAGGUGGGAGUGGAAGAAAAAGAGUUAUCAAGUGGAGACGAAAAGUCAUCUUCAUCUCCUCUGAAAUCGGAUGGCGAGAACGUUGAUGGUACAUCCAAGGAGGAUUCUAUGACAAGCACCGGCCCUGAUGAUCCCAUGGACAUUUGUAGUGUUGGAGCUGAAAAAAAGGAAUCAUUUGCAGUAAAUGCAGAUUUGUCUUUUUCUCCUGACUUGACAGCAGAAGACCAGAAGUUCGACGGUCCAUCUGGGAAGGAUUCUACAGUUGUCAUCAACUCUGAUGAUCUGGUGGACGUUCCUCAGGUUGGAACAGAAGAAAGAAAGGCAUCAAAAGGAGACUUGAAUCCAUCUUCAUCUUCCUCUUUGAGAGUGGAAGUUGAGAAGGUUGAUUGUUCUAUGGAGAUAGUUAACUCUGAUGUUCCAAUAGGCACACUGCAUGUUGGAACUGAAGAAAAAGAGGCAACAACCGGAAAUGCAGUUUCUAUUUCAUCUCCCACACCAGGGGGAGUGGAAGAUGAGAAAAUUGGUGACCCAUCUGGGAGUGAUUUUACAGCGAUCAUUGACUCUGACAUUCCAAUGGACAUACCACAGGUUGGAACUGAAGAGAAAGAAGCAUUGGUAGCUGAUGCAGAUCCAUCCUUGUUUCCGUCUUUGAAAGUGGAAGACAAGAACGUCGACUGCACAUCUGUAAAUGAUUCUGCUGUGAUCAUUAACUUUGAUGAUCCAAUGGACACACCACAAGUUGGAACUGAAGAAAAAGAAGCCUUGGCCACAGAUGUAGAUCCAUCAUUGUUUCUGUCUUUGAAAGUGGAAGAGAAGGUUGACUGUCCAUCUGUAUAUGAUUCUUCUGUGAUUAUUAACUUUGAUGAUCCAAUGGGCUCACCACAGCCACGGGUUGGACCUGAAGUAAAUGAAGCAUCUGCAGGAAUUUCAGAUUCAUCUGUGUCUCCCACUUCAAGGGCUGAAGGUGAGAAGGUUGGCAGCCCAUCUUGCAAGGAUUCUACAGUGAUCGUCAACUCUGAUCCAACAGACAGACAAGAGGUUGGAGCCGAAGAAGAAAAAGAAUCGUUAGCAGGAAAUGCAUAUUCAUCUCCGUCUCCCUCUUUGAAAGUAGAAGGCGAGAACGUCGAUGGCCCAUCUGAUAAAGAUCAAGUGGACAUUCCUCAGUUUGGAACUGGACGAAAAGAAGCAUCAACUGGUAAUGUUAAUCAAUCAUCUUCUUCCACCAUAAGGGCAGAUGGUUUUGAGGACAAUGGCCCAUCUGUGAAGGAUUCUGGUGAUUCGAUUGACAUACCACACACUGGAGCAGAAGAAAAAGAAUCAUCGAAAGGAAAUGCAGAUCUGCUUUCAUCCUCAGCCUCGAGACAGGAAGAUGAGAAGGUUGAUGGCCCAUCUGAGAAGGAAUCUACAGUGAGUACCAAAGGCAAUGAUCUGAUGGACGUUCCUGCAUUUGGUUCUGAUGAAAAAGAACCAUCGACAGAAAAUGCAAUUUUAUCAUCUCCAUCAACGGAGGAAGUUGCCAAGGUCGAUGACUUGCCUCUGACGGGUUCUAUGGUGAUGACGGACGCUGAUCUGAUGACCAUUUCUCAGGUUCACUCUGAAGAUAAAGCACCGCUGGUGGGAAAUGCGGCUUCAUCUUCUCCCUCAAGAGAGGAAGAUGCAAAGGUCAAUGGUGCAUCUGAGAAGGAUUCUACCGAUGGUAAGAACCCUGCUGAUCUGAUGGAUAUUUCUCAGGCUGCUGCUUUUGAAAAUGAAGCGGCGGCAUCAAGUGUGGAUCCACAAUCAUCAUUGAGAGAGGAUGAGAAAGUGGAUGGUGCUUCUAGGAAGGUUCCUUUGGUUAUCAACUCCAAUAAUCCAUCAGACAUUUCUGGGGCUGCUGCCCAAGGAAAGGAAACUUCUGCAUAUCAUGCUGUUCCAACUUCAUCUCCCUCCAGAGAAGAUGCUGAGAAGGAUGGCAAAGAUGGUAAUUAGACAAGCUGGGGUACACUGUAGGUAUUGGAUAACAUGUUGAAAUUUGCCCCCUCUGAUUUGGGGGAGUAGGAAAUCUAAAGAUUACUGUACAGGCAAGAGAGAAGGUGGUCGCUGUGAUUGCAGGCUACUGUAGGAUAUCCAUAACGUAGGGCCUGAUGUAACUGUAUUGUGCGGUCAAGUAUGAUGGCUGGCUGCUGUAGAAUAUCCAUUAGUCAGGGCAUGAUAUGUUACUGUAGUGUAGAAGAGCACUUCUCCUGUUUACUGUAUAUGUUCAAAAGGAGCUUUUCGCCUUGGCGAGCACUCAAUAAAAUUCACUUAGGCAUUUGCUCUC
Messenger RNA from Magnolia sinica, 16942 nucleotides. Its product is annotated as chromatin structure-remodeling complex protein SYD-like. NCBI's taxonomy places the organism in Eukaryota, Viridiplantae, Streptophyta, Magnoliopsida, Magnoliales, Magnoliaceae. The record is from RefSeq and is a predicted model, not a curated record. Gene Ontology annotation, molecular function: ATP binding; ATP-dependent chromatin remodeler activity; histone binding. The transcript is spliced from 39 exons. The coding region runs from base 424 to 16611 and encodes 5395 amino acids. Gene Ontology annotation, cellular component: nucleus. Gene Ontology annotation, biological process: positive regulation of transcription by RNA polymerase II.